AUGAUAUGCAUUACGCAAUACUCUUACUCACCAUGGCCAAGAAAUGCGACGGCAAGAGACGCAAACGUAGAGGCUGCGAACGAUGUGGUAACAAAAAGGUUAGCAGCGGAAAAUGGUGCUCGUGUAAUGGUUUCAACGCUGGAAACAAAUGCUGGACAUGUGGCAAGCCAAGGAGAAGUCACCCCAAAGUACCUCGCCGCCUCAGAGGAAGAUCAAGCAUGGUAUCAAGCUGCAAGUCCUUCAAAGGGUAUGACACAAGUCUUGAUUGGAACGGAUCUUCCCAUUGCCAAGAAGUCGGCGGCUGGGAUGAGCGAUGCAGCGCCGUCGCCAUCAGAGAUGACGCCCGUGAGGAUGAGAGCAGUGAAAUCAAGGGCUUUGGGUGCAAAUGGUGUGGUUGUAGUCAGCACUUGGAUGCUUUUGGUGACCGAGUUUGCUGGUGCGAUGCUUGCAGCCUUGACUUUGAUUGGGAGAAUGCCUUUCGUGACCUUCAAAGUUGUGGCAUUUGCGGAUAUAGCCGGCACGUUGAUGAUGUUGGUGAUCGAGUUUGCUGGUGUCAUGCAUCUAGUCGGAUGUUCGACUGGAAGCCCGCCUGGAAGAGUCCAAGCCAAAGAGGAGCCGCCGAAAGGGAUUGAUCGGGCAAAGAAGGAAGCGCCGCGGCCGACACAACAAGCUGCUACUUCCGAUGUCACCACUGAUGGGAACGAUCCCGCUGGGUUUCCCUAUGCCACCGACACGGCUGCAGCCACUUCGGGGACUCGAGAUCCUAAUAAUGGAUCGGUGCCAACACCAGCUUCCAACAGUGUUGUUUCUACCAAGCACAAGGACGCUGACAGAUCAUUGCUUCCUACAUUUAAAACUCCUCCACAUCCACGCAAAACGAAAACGGUCAAGCACAAGAAACCCUGUGCAGUGUCACCACCGACCCCCAUGGAGGCACCGAAGAAUCCAAACUCAAUCGACGACCUCCCCAUUGCCGUUGUUAGUGCUGCUGAACAUGGCAAACGAACCUUCCAAGUGGCGUCCAUGGAUCAAAAGGGUGCAAUCUUGGCAGGAUUUGUCCUACAAACUGUCGACGACAAGGAGAUGCAACGACAGGUAUUGGAUUCAACGGCCAAAAAUUGGGCUUCGAGUUACAUGCAAUUACACCAGUCAAAGUCAACAAUAGCCAAAUUGCUGGCGGAAGCGCUCAAAGAAAAGGCACCCACGGACGAAAUGCAAAGACACUUUGUGGAUACACUCAUUCAGAACUUGGGAAUGGAGGUGGUUUCGUCAGCCAGCCCAAGUGAGCUUGAUGCCAACAGUAUUCCGUCUUUCUCUAUCGCAUGUUGUUCCCCUCAUCCUGCAGUUUCUGUAGAGAGGUCCCCCGACACAGCCACUCCCAACAUCCUUGAGGCUGCAGACUUACCCGAAGAUCCGUCGCUUUUCAUGACGAGCAUUUGA
This is a messenger RNA of Seminavis robusta, 1440 nucleotides long. Lineage: Eukaryota; Bacillariophyta; Bacillariophyceae; Naviculales; Naviculaceae. The record is from the annotation of a GenBank genome assembly.